This is a messenger RNA of Paramuricea clavata, 8585 nucleotides long. The record is from the annotation of a GenBank genome assembly. Lineage: Eukaryota; Metazoa; Cnidaria; Anthozoa; Malacalcyonacea; Plexauridae.
UUAGAUCAUAUGUAAAUUGUGUAAAUCUAUAUUUUUGUCUUUAUUUUAGCAAAACAAAUACACGACACAUUCUAUAGCUGACCCACCUAUAUGCACAGAGGUAGAGUUGUACAUUGUUUAAAAUGUUUCCUUGCUUUGGUGCACAAAAGUAAGAAUAGAUAUAGGUUUCAUCACAGGCGGCCCAAUCUCGCAAGGGUCAGUAUAGACUUUAUAUAGUAUGAAUGUAUAUUAUAUUAAUGUAUAUUAUAGUAAAAAUAUGUCGUAAAAUAUAAAUUUUAAAAUGAAAUUGACUUGCCUAUUUGAUAGUGUGUGUUCUCCUUUUAUUCCUCCUUUGUUGGACUAAUAUUUUCCAAGACUUUGUACUCGAUGUUACUAGUAUACAUGAAACAUGAUAAUGUUUCAUGUAUACUAGUAACAUCGAGUACAAAGUCUUGGAAAAUAUUAGUCCAACAGAGGAGGAAUAAAAGGAGAACACACACUAUCAAGUAGGCAAGUCAAUUUCAUUUUAAAAUUUAUAUUUUACGACAUAUUUUUACUAUAAUAUACAUUAAUAUAAUAUACAUUCAUACUAUAUAAAGUCUAUACUGACCCUUGCGAGAUUGGGCCGCCUGUGGUUUCAUUGACCAGAUGGUGACGACUUCACAAAUGUCAACAUUUACAGGAACAACAAAAUUAACCCUUUAAGUGGCAAUGUGCCAAAAUGUGCCCCACUUUAUUAUUUUACUCUGUCUAAUGCCAGACAAUUUUACUCUUCAAAGGAAGAGCACUGGCACUCGAUGGGUUAAACCACAUCUCUCAAUUCUAUAUAUUUUCUCUCCAAAUACAAGACUACUCCAUAGAAUGAAAAGAAUGAACAUGAUUUUCUCACUCUGAUAACUGCAAGUUGACCACCAUCUUAGUGAAACCCAUGCAUUAGUCCAUUUAAAAACAAGUUAUUAUAACAAUUAUUAUGAAACAAUUAUUAUCUUUUAGUGUCAGAAAAAUGAGCUAUCGUUUUUUGAUCCAAAUUGCCCAGGAUGUUCAGAUAUACUAGCAGAGUGAGUCAACAUGUGCUAUCAUUUCUUAAAAAGAUAAAACUGUGAUCAAUCAUGAGACCAUUUUCAGUUAUGCAUAACGCCAUAAGUCAUAACAAAUGAUGCGCUUGUUCAGUGUCAAUUUUAUUGCUUUUGAUUGCCCAGUUAUCUGAAAAUCCGUUUAAACUUUAAAAAUUCAUCUAAAAUGCAUCAAAUGCAGUUGAAUAUUCGAGAAACUAAGACUAAGUAAACACUGACGCACUUCUAGCAAAACUAUACCAUACAUUUUCAGAACUGACCUUGUCCUUGCCUUUGGUUGUUUGGGCAUUGUCCAUUGACAUUGUAUUUCGUUCCUGGUAGUUUUUGACUUCAAAUCUUCGCUAUAAAGGUUCACCAAAGCCCCACCAAAAUACCAUAAUAUUUUACCAUAAUAUAGCGGACACUUUCUUUAGAGUUUUUGAAGCUUUAAAAGAGCCGCCAGUUGCUGUAAAAUAAUGUUGAAAUUUCACCACAUUUCAAAAGCGCUUUCUUCCUUGUGCGAAAAGCAGGCCGUGUGAUGAUUGCAUGUAUGGUUAAAUUUGCAUGAACAAUUUGAAAACUCCCGCGGGCAUUACGUUGCGCGUUUAUGAGAAUAUAGCUGACAUGAAACAGAUGACGAUUCGUAGAAAUUAAUGGGGUAUAUACGUUAGAAGAUAACAAUGUUCAUUUCUCUGUGGCAAGAAAUAAUUCGAAUGAAACGAGGAUGAGGUUAGCUGUUCUUAAUCAAACUUAUUAGGCCUGUCUUAUACCUUAUACGUCGAAUUUCGGUCGCGUCGAAUGCAUUUCAAACAAUAGAUAAUGAAGCUUAAUGAGGUUUAUCAUCUCAUCUAUUGUCUUAAUUGCAUUCGACACGACCAAAAUUCGACGUAUAAAACUGGCCUAACUAUAUUAGCAAUUCGAUCUCAAUUCCCAGGGGCCUAAUAUCUUUUAUGCUUAAGAUUUGCAAAGUGGUUUCUUACGAAAUUCCGAGGUUGCAUUUUUUUUAUACCCCCCUGUAGAUAGAGCUUGAAAUGUCCCCUGUAACAAUACGUGGCUGUCUGGCUUUAACUUGGAACGAACAAAAGUACUCACAUUUUGUAAACACUGUCCUUCCAAGUUACACCUAACUCAGUCUCAGAAUCAUAUUUUUCCAACCAUCGCUCUAAUCAUGCUAUUCUAUAAACACUUUCACAGCCCGGAAACUUCAAUUUCCGAGAUAUUUGCCAUUAUCAGACAAUGGGUGCCACAAGUACAGCAAAACCUGGAAACAUUUGUUACUGAGGUAUCAUCAUGGUUAUUUAUAACAUAUACACAUUGACAACCAUUGACAUUUUGACCAUUUCGACUUACCAUGCAAUACUAUUUUUCGUGCCAGAUAACAAAACGUGGUGCUGGUAUAAAUGACUGUGAUGGUCUGACCGACAUGACACUUCUACAUUACGCGUCCAAGUCAGGAGCUGGUAAGAUUAAGGCCCGUAUUCUAAAAGCUCACUCACACUCAAUGAGUGGAGGUUCAAUCUGAGCUUCUCUUGAGUGUUAAUGCUGUUUUUGAAUAGCUGGAGGGCGAGUGUAGUCACAUAGUAAGGUACGACAUUAACCCUCCAGCUAUUCAAAAACAGCAUUGACACUCAAGAGAAGCUCAGAUUGAACCUCCAAUAAUCGAGUGAGUGAGCUUUUAGAAUACGGGCGUAAGGUCCACUUCCACUCAAGAAAAAUUUCCAUGGACAGAAAAUCUUCCGAAAACAUCAUUGUUAAAAGUUGAAAUUUUCAACUUAAAUUUUUUUCAGACGUAAAAUUUGUGUCGGCCAAUCACAUUUUACAAAUUUUUCUUCCUGUGGAAAAUUUUGCUGAGUGGAAAUGGGCCUUUACAAAAUUAUUAAGAAUAGGUACGCAUUAGGUACAUUCGACAACUCAUUGCUUCAUUUUUAUUGGUUAGUUGGCGUAGGUGAUGUCGACACGGCUGCUGGUUUGGUCACUGAGCUCAUAUCCCAGGUAUUUCAUAGUUGUAGGCUUGUAGCAUUGGAUCCAACGUUAAAUACAGCUGAAACUCUUUUUAAGCAGACACCUCUUUUAAGGCUGGUAUACACUAUUAUACACUAUCAAAGCUUCUGUGAUCACAGUAGGAAUUUUGCAUAGGUAAAUUCUAAGUUUUGAAAGAUUUGUAAGAAAUGUUUGAGGAAACUGAAUCAGUGUUUUAAACAUUGAGUCAGUUCCCCCAAACAUUUCUUACAAAUGGUUCAAAACUUUACCUGUGCAAAAUUCCUACUGUGAUCACAGAAACUUUGGUAAAGUGUAAAGCAGGUUUUAAACAGACACAUCAGCAAGUCCACCUAUCAGAAGUACAACUGCAACUCAAUUUGUUUUUUUUUUGCAAAUACCGAAAUACGUACCCAAGAAAGGUUUACAGUAUAUUAAGAUUUCUUUGAGCGAAGUGUUUGAUAGCGGUUUGCAGUUGCAAAGACUUUUUCUAUCUUCUCAAUAACUUGUUCAAGCAAAGCAAGGUUCAGUUACGAUCUAUUUUUUUCAGGGAGCAGACGUGUCAUUGAGAUGUCGUUGGACAGAUAUGUUGCCUGUUCAUUAUGCUGCCUUCUUUAAUUCCGCGUCUGUCAUCAGAGUAUUGUUGAAAGCCAGCGGUAGUAAAGGUAUCAUUCAUUUGGUGAACUUUUCUUUCUGUGUUUUGGCUGUUUUAGUGAAUAGGCCCUUCCAAGGUUAAGGGCGCCAUCUUGAAUCUAUUGUUUUCACCAUUGGAUUUGCACCCCGUUAUUGUACAUACACAAACUGAAAUUGAGGGCCCCUUACAGCAGCUCCACAUGCAGUCUAGCCUAAGGUCUAGUUGGGUGACUGACUUGGGUCUAGCUUAAAAGUAAUGAUGUCAUAGGGCCCCCAGAGAAGAUUUGCCCCGGGCCCCGCGAAUUCUCUCGGCGGCCCUGGUUCAACUACAGUCCCUUUAGAAUCGUUUUUCUUUCGACAGAUAUCGAUGCUGCAUGUUCAGGAUUUGAUAACGGCACAAUACUUCAUAUAGCAGCGAGUAAUCUGUGUCUUGAUGCUGCAAAAUGUUUGGUGAGUACCGCACGCUUGCAAAUGAUGGUUUGGUUUAUGCAAAGGUGGGACCAGUGCAGAUUUUGCGGGCAGUACAUUCAUCACUAACUAUUAACUUUUUAUUUUAGCUACAACAUGGAGCAAAUGCCUUUGUAAAGGAUGACAAAAACAGAACGCCACUAAAUACUAUUCCCGAAGGUAUAUUUGAUAUUCGCCGAAAUAUUGAACCACAGGAAUGAUCCUUACUGGACCUCUGGGAAGAACGGUUUAGAACUAAUAGAGCUAUCCAGUAUAAAAAUUUAGUUUAGUUUAGGUUUCCUGCUGUGGUAACACUGGAUCAAUAAGAGAUGACUCUUACUGGACCUCUAGGAAGAAUAGUUUAGAACUGAUAGAGUUAUCCAGUAAAUAAAGUUAGUUUAGUUUAGGUUUCCUCCUGUAGUAACACUGGAUCAAUAAGAGAUUAUCCUUACUGGAAAUCUAGGGAGAACAGCGUUUUAGAGGAAACUGAUAACUAGCUAUCCCAUAUAAAUAAAGUUAAUUUCACCUUUGAUAAAUUAUGUCCCUCUCUGCAGCCAGUACUUUCGAGAGAGAUUCUCCAUCGGCUGUUAUUGCUAACAAGUUAAGAAGAUUACUAAGUGAGGCUGAGACAAGCGGAAGUGAAUCAGGAAUGGAUUCUGCUACAGUAAGCCAGUAUAUACAUUCACUUAAGACGGUACCUCUGAAGGAGGAACUUAAUAUUGCCCUUCAAGUCAUCUUGCGAUGAAAUCCUUGUUUACGUUUUAGGAUUCAUCUGUGAAUGUCUUGGAUAUUAUUGGUUUAAAAAUUGGAGACAAGGUUAUGGUCGGUGACAGUAAGGUUGGUUUAUAACUCACUCUGAUAAUUACAGGAAUACCACAAUCUACUGCAUGAUAGGGCUUAGUGAAACUCACCAAAGAGAAGGGAAAUCAAUCUGAACUUUAUACUAAAUGAAUCAUUUUCCAUUGCUGUUUCAGAUGGGGAUAUUGCGUUAUUGUGGAAGUACAGACUUCGCUAAAGGACAAUGGGCUGGCGUGGAACUACAAGGUCCAGUUGGCAAGAAUGAUGGAUCGGUCAGUGGGAAAACAUAUUUCCGAUGUAAACCUAAUCACGGUAUGAAUACUUUUUAUGCUGUUCUUGUUUUAUCGUGUAUACUACACACGUAAAAACGCACAAGUUGUUUCAAACCUGCAGUAGACUUGUAGCAAUGCUGUUCCAACAACUUGUCAACAGGAUGUGUUCGCACUGCUUGUUCCCAGCUUGUUGAACUUGUUAUCGUCCUGCAAUUCAACAAUUUGUCAACAAGUUGCGAGUGACGACCUUGUAGCAACUUGAUAAAAUAACAGCAUUGUUACAACUUGUUGACAAGCUUGCUACAAGCCUGUUGCGAACGCAUCUUAUUGAGAAGAUGCGAGAUAAUUACGUGUGUACCAUCUAACUAUGGUUAACUCAUAAAUAUUAAUUCUUUAGGGAUAUUUUGUCCCGUAUCAAAACUCUCAAAAUCGAAAACGCAAGCUCGUCAAAUUGCACGACCAAACUCCGCGAAACUUCACACGAACCUCGCGCGUGUUGUCCGCGCAAAGCAUACCGCUGGUGGCUCAUUACCAGGCUCUCGUUCUAGCUCACGGUCACCCUCACCUCAACCUCAAGGAAAAGAAGACAACGUCAAUAUUAAGGUUUGCACUGGGAGCUCUAUUCAUAACUGAAGUAAUCCUGGAAUGACGAAUUCUAAACUUUUCUUCCUAGAGGUCCAGUAAAGGCCAAUCUCUUGUUGUUUAGAAAGCUUCGGAUGGAUAGGGAUACAACUAUCUGAAAAAUACAAGGAGAACUUCGACGUUUCGAGCGAAGGCCCUUCGUCGUCAAAACGUUCUCCUACAAGUUCUCAUUGUAUUUUUAAGGUAGUUGUAUCCAGUAGCGUAGCCAGCACAACGAUUUAGUCCUGCUUUGCAAAUAUUUUCGUAUUCAUUGACUGUGAAAACUCGGAACUCGGAAAAGGCUUGACACUAGUUGUAAAAUAGAAAUCCAUUUCUGGUUUAAAAUUACUCAACGGUAUUAGAUUUCUAUCUCAAAUUUGUCCCAGACAUUCAUUUCUCUGUGCAAGACACAGACACAAAGUUUCAAACAGUUUCACAAAAGAAUCAGGGCGUGCCAAGUGAUUAAAGGUACGAAACUGGAUUUCUAUUCUGUUGCUAGUCCCAGUCCUUUUGCUCACCGUCAGAUCACCUGGCACUCGUUGUAUCCCUAUCAAUCCACAGCAUCUUGUUAUUGGCUAACACAGACCGUUCGAGAAUCUCUUGUUGUUCCAGUUUUUCUACACGAGGAAAUGUAGUGUUUGGUCAAGGUUAAUAAAGUCAAGCUGGAGGAAUUCCUCUUACAUGAGGCUGAAGGAAAAUUUAAAUCAAAUAAUUGCAUAUUCUGGAAAUCAAAGCCCAGUCACACUGACCCCGAGGUGAAAGACACCAUGCAUCAACCAGUGUCACACGAACAUUAAUCUUAUUUCAGGUUGGAGACAGACUCAUCGUGAUCAAUGAUGAGAAGCGAAAAGGCGUGGCUAGAUUCGUUGGUGAAACACAGUUCGCUUCCGGGUAGGCAGCCCUUAUAUCACCUUUGUACCAUGCCCUAAUGACAUCUGAAAACAGGCAAUGAUAUCUGCCAAUCAGCACUAACAUUUUAAUCGUGUUUUCCUUAUCUUUAGCAUUUGGAUCGGCGUGGACCUAGACGAACCAAGCGGUAAAAAUGAUGGCUCGGUGAACGGCGUUCGAUAUUUUGAAUGCAAACCCAACCACGGCCUCUUUUCACAUCCUUCGAAAUUUAUAAUGUAUGUGAUCCACUUCAAAGACUUGGCGAAAAAUAGAUUUAGGGCGACGUUCAGUAUGAAGUUAGUUUAGUUUAGAUCCUUACCGGAUCUCUGGGGAAAACAGUUUAGAUAUGAUAGAGCUAUUCAAUAUAAAUGCAGUUCAAUCAAUGUAUACUGUUUUGUUUUUACCUCUAUAGUGAGAAGAAUGAAAAUAUUUCAUCCUUGGUGGACUCAAAAGUCAUAAGCGCAUCAGAUGACACAAUCAACCAAAGCAGACUUGAAGCCCAAGGAGGAUCAAACCCAGAUAUCACUGACAAGAAACAUAACUUAAGUCCUCUGACUCGUCAACUGUCCAGUUCUGUCCCGGAUCUUAGCAAGAAACAAGAUAAAAAGUGAGUGUUUGAUUGAACAAUUUCUAUAAGUUUUGUUUAUAAGACAUUUUUUCAUAACAUCUCAGUAGUGUAUUCUACAAUAAGCUGUCGUGUUUGGUGUCUGAACUACCUGAAAAGAUAGCUCAAAUGUAGGUAGUAUUCGACAAUAAGCUGCCAUGGUUAGUGUGUGAACUACCUGGGCCCCCAACGCUUGGGAUAUUUCGGUAUUUUGUUCAGCAACAAAGACUCUUACCAGAAAGUUCUCCAUCAUUUAAUAAAUUUCCACUAUCCUUGCAGAGCGGAGUUGCGUAGAAGUGCUAUCCCAAGAUUUAAACGUCCAACUGCAAAGAAAAAUACUAAAGAAAACACAACAGAGAAAACACCAUCAAAGAAACCUACCACAGGCAUCAAACGAACUACAAAAUCCACUUGACAUACUCAUAUUUACUUUUGUAAUUAGCUAGGACAAUAGCUCGACAAUGCGGUGGUCAAGUGUGUAGGUAUAGUAAUGUACAGUGGACAUUUUGGUCUUAACUACUUGAAAAUACUUUAGACAUUUUUUAGAAAAAUUUCCGGCUAUUUCCAACCAAAACCACGAUAGUUCACUAUGUGUAGAUACAGAUAAGGAAAACGGGGCUCCACUACGAUAAACCAGGAAUUCUCUAUUUUUUCGAUUUACUUCAAUAUCUGUAGAUAUUAUUGAUAUUCGUAUAUUAUAUACAAUUUGCUUACAAUUAAUGUUCUAUCCUAUCACAUGAGGAUAUUAUUAAAGCUAUUUUCUCUUAAUUUAUAACUAUAUCUUCAAUAACAAAGGCUCUUAAUAUAUUCUUAACCAGAUGUCACGGUUAAUACUCGAUCUAGAAUAUUGCUAUCACUAAAAUUACACCGUUACUCCCCAUAUGUAAUUACCACAAUUAAAAAUGGUAUAUCUUUAAAGGUUUUUCAAUGACCUCGUCUACCUACAACCACCCCAUCUAUCGUACAAUCAACCAGCAAUCACCCCACAUGUCCUACAAUCACUUCAUAUAUCAACAUAUAUCCUACUUCUUCGCCGGAGUUCCCAACUUAGACCUCCUAAACCAAGGUUUACUCUCCUCGGCUGCAACAGCAGACAUAAAACUUGCCAAGCGAUGUUCUAAUUCCUGAACGUUACAUUCAGCCUCGACCAAUGAGAGCUUAGUUUGAGCUAACUCUAGUUCCAGUUCCUUCUUACGUUGGUCCGCGUCCUCGAUUUUCACACUCGGCUUGAAAGUGUUGCCCGGCAACGCUUCGCCAUCCCCCGUAAUCAGUCGCGAACAGGUCGUACAAGCACCGAUCCUUCUCUGAAAAUAA